AUGGGAUUAGAGAGUGACUUAGGCUACGAAAUUACCUCUGACAAUACCUACGUUCCAAAUGGUCCUGCGAUGCAAAUUUCACUUACUGGACCAACAAAUUUCAAAGGCCUCUUACUUUAUGUUGCAGAUUCUUCAGAUAACCAUGUUGGCCAGUGGGAUGUUCCAUCUGGCUACAAAUUAAAAAAUUGUACCGGUGAUCCAAAAGGAACUCUUACUCAUAGCUCUGCUAAAGAAAAACCAGGCAAUUCUAAAUUUCUGUGGACUCCCCCUUCGAGUGAUGUCGGUCCACUCAUUAUCUAUUGUGUAGUUGUUGUUAGUUCUGAAACCGGCUUCCAAAUUAUACAAUCGCCUCAACCAAUUAUAGCUAACUUAAAAACACUUGUAAGUAAGUCUGAUACUACAUCUAAGCAUGACGAUGGUGUCACAUCUAAGUCUGACCAUGGUACCACAUCUAAGCCUGACCAUGGUACCACAUCUAAGUCUGACCAUGGUCCUGUUCCUCCCCCUUCCAAAGGUCCAGCUCCCCCUUCCAAAGGUCCAACUCCCCCUUCCAAAGGUCCAACUAGUACCAGUGACGCCAAUUCAUUCAAGUCUUGGUUUUUAAUAGAAUUAAGUUUAUUUGUUCCUUUGAUAGUUUCAAUGUUGAUACAACUUUAA
Racocetra persica is the source of this 657-nucleotide messenger RNA. The record is from the annotation of a GenBank genome assembly. Lineage: Eukaryota; Fungi; Glomeromycota; Glomeromycetes; Diversisporales; Gigasporaceae.